Messenger RNA from Petromyzon marinus (sea lamprey), 3612 nucleotides. RefSeq names its product sorting nexin 14 (gene SNX14). Gene Ontology annotation, biological process: autophagosome maturation. Lineage: Eukaryota; Metazoa; Chordata; Hyperoartia; Petromyzontiformes; Petromyzontidae. The record is from RefSeq and is a predicted model, not a curated record. Gene Ontology annotation, molecular function: phosphatidylinositol binding. Gene Ontology annotation, cellular component: late endosome.
AGCGCGUGCUCGUGUUGACAACGUCACGUGAUCCCCCUCGCCCCCCACGUGACUCACGCACGCGCACCCCGGAGAGCCUCCGCCGACGCCACCCGGCUGCGUCAACCUGGGGGACGCUGCGACGUUUGAGAACUUUCAACGACGACGACAACAACAAAGAUUCCCCAGCUUCGGUUCUCUUUAUCCGUGCGAUGGGAGUGACGCGCCCAUUGCCGAGCUCGCUUUGGACAUAACGGUGGAAAGAAAAGCAAAGGAGGAAGGGCCGGGGACCCACCCUGCGGGCCUAGUCUUUCCGCGCCGUGCUCGGUGCGCCAUGGAGCGGCCGCGCGGCUAUCCGAGGCUCCGCGUCCCCGCGGCGCUCGCGAGGCUCACGGCCCGCGUCUCGCUGGCCCGCGCGGCGCCGCUCGCGGCAGCGGCGAGACAGUUCCCCGUGUCGUUCGGCACCCUGACGCUACUCGCCACGCUCACUUUGCUGCUCAACAGGUACUUGCACAUCUUCAUGGUGUUUUGGUCCUUCCUGGCGGGGCUGGCAACAUUUUACUAUGCGCUCAGCCCGGAGACUCUGGUCCCAAACCUGCUGUUUCUCAUAAGCAAGAAGCAGAAGGAUCCGGAUGGAUUGUCUAGACCGAUUGGGUGUGCUGUUUGCGGCGAUGUGAAAUGCAACAGGCAUAGGCCUACACUUUCGCUGGAAAGCAUGCAGCCCUGGCUCGACUUGAAGGUUCCUCAAAAGGUGGAUGCAUCCUUAGCAGAGUUGUUGGAGCUUGUGCUGAAGAAUUUCAUCUAUCCUUGGUACAGCGAUUUCACGGACGACGAGGCUCUGGUGGACGAGCUGCGCCUCACUAUGCGCUUCGCCGCCGCCGUGCUGCUCCGUCGAACCAAGAAGGUCGAUGUUCCCUCCCUCAUCACGGACAAGUUGCUCAAGGUGGCCAUGAAGCACAUUGAGAUCGUGGUGCGAGCCAAGCAGAAAGUGCGCAACACGGACGCCCUGCAGCAGGCAGCUCUGGAGGAGUAUGGGCCCGACCUGCACCUGGCCCUCCGCAGCCGGCGCUCCGAGCUGCGCUAUCUGCGCACGCUGACCGAGAUGCUGCUUCCGCAGCUGAUCCCGCACAGCACGGCCGACACCAAGUCUCUGAUGUUGCUUGUGAGAGAGGUGGUGUCGGGCUCCGUGCUGCUACCCUUGCUGGACCAGCUGGCCUCGCCCGACUUUGUGAACUUCUUGAUUUUGCUAUUUUUGGACGAAACCCCGAUGAUGGACUCGAUGGAGCCAUCCUCACCUCUUGUGCCGUUUUUGGAGAAAUUUGUGCAGCCAAGGACAAAGUCCUUCACCGUGCUCAAGCUGGAGCUGAAGGAAAUUCGCAAGACCCAGGAGUUGCUCUUCCUCUUCAUGAAGUUCCUGAAGAGCCAGGCGGUCGUGCAUGUGCUGCAGUUCUGUCUCUCCGUGGAGGACUUCAACGACAAGCUAAUCCGGCCGGACCUGAACGACACCGAGAUGCAGGAGUUGCACGCCGAGGUCUGCUGUCUGUACCGCACUUAUUGCUGUGACGGCAGCGUCGACAAGAUCAAGUUUGACCCUGCCGUGGUGGCGGGACUCGCUACAGUGGUGCACGGACCAUACGCCGACGUGGUGAGGCUGCAGAACACGCCGCACCUGUUCCAGGCCUACGAGCACGUGCUGGCGCUCUUGGAGAACGUGUUCACCCCCAUGUUCUGGCAGAGCGACGAGUAUUUCAGGUACAUGAUCGGAGAUGAGAACUUGAACUCCACCCAGGGAAAGAUGAUGAAAGCAAGCUUGUCCAUAGAGGAUGGCAGGCAGCUGAACCGGCGUGGCGGUGAGACCUUUGGAAUCGGCCGCAUCAGCAGCAAGUUCAAGCAUGUGUUCAAGAGCAAUACGCUGGAGGGGGGCCUGCCCGUCAUGGAGGACCCAGACGAGCUGGGCCUGCAGGUGGAGGAGGCGAACAUGGUGGAGGAGGACGACUUCCUGGAGGACGCGGAGGCGGCCGCGGCGAUGCUGGCACAGCAACAGCCGCCGGCACCGCGCGAUCUCUCGUCGUGGCGCGUGUGCGCCGUCUCGCUGGACGUGGGCUAUGACGACGCCCGCAAGGAGAAGACCUUCCUCUUCCUCAUCGAGGUUCAGCGCCUGGACGGAAAGCCCGAUGAGCCUGGACACAAUCACUGGACUGUGAAGCGCAAAUACGACGAGUUCUACGCUCUGCAGACCAAGCUCACGGAAUUCCACGGCUCCUUCCCCGAUGCUCAGCUGCCUCCAAAGAAGGUGAUCGGAUCAAAGGGUCUCGAGUUUAUGGAGUCCAAGACUAAGGGCUUCGAGCUAUACCUGCAGAGCUUACUGCAGCACCCGACGCUCACACACAGCCAGCUCCUCGUGGACUUCCUGUCUCGUGACGGAGAGGCGCAGUUCUCCGACAAGACCUUCCCAGACGUCAAUAUCGGAAAAAUCUUCAAAGCGGUCCCUCGGCUGAUGAAAGAGAGGGGGCAGCACCUGGAACCCUUCAUCCAGUCUUUUGUGGUCUCCUGCGAAGCACCCAAGCCCAAACCCGGCAGGAACGAGAUCACCGUCCUCAGCCCGAGCCAGAAGUGCGAUGCCAAGAUCUUCAGCCCACUCUUCGGCGACAAUGCCAGCCGCGUUGACGGCUGUGACAAGAAGAGGGGCCCCAACUUCUUCGUGGAGGAGAGGACCGUGAGCGGCAUCUAUGACUACCUCUUGUUCGUGGGCCGAAUAGUGUUCAAGAUACCCGAUUGGUUGCACCAGCUGCUGAUGGGGGGGCGCAUCCUGCUGAAGCACACGCUGGAGGCCUACUGCGACCACUACCUGGCCUACAAGAUAGGCCAGCUUCUGCAGGAGCACCGGCUGGAGGAGCUCCUGCACCUGCUUAGAGACGUCCUGUUCUUUGACAAAGACCCUUCCCGCACUCCCGAAGAGCAGCGUCUCCGAGCCCAGCAGACAUUCCAGGGCAUGAUGGCCUACAUUCCAGACAUGGCGGUGAGGUGCAUUGGAGAGGACGCCCGGUACGAGGGAAUCAAGCUACUGUUUGAUGGGCUGCAGCAGCCUCUGCUCAACAAGCAGCUCACCUAUCUGUUGCUGGACAUCGUCGUACUGGAACUCUUCCCAGAGAUCGACCAGAAGCUGAAGUGACUCGACAACCGAUGUCAAUACCUGCCACCCGAGCACGAGUCCCACAGAUUGAUUCUGCAGUGGGUGUCGCAUUUCAAAGCUGCGAUGCCAGCCCCAAUAAACGCCUGGCAUCUGUAGCCUACCUCGUAAACACGGCUCAUAGCAUGCGCACGCUCAAACACGGCAGAAUUCCUUCCCGUGGAAAAGCAUUUGAUGGGAAACAUAAUGCCCGCAUUUGAAUGGUUUGUUUGUUCCCGGCAAUCACAAUGAUGUUGGCUACUAUGAGCUGGCAUUACUCCAGUCUGGGUUCACAGCCUCUUAAAUUGUGUAGUUUUGGUGUGAGUGGCCAUACAUGCUUUUUAAACUAUUAAACGAUUUUUUUUAGUUACCAGGUAAGGCCCAUUGAAAAAUAUAGCUCUUUCUCAGAAGCAACCUGGCCACAAAUGAUAGCUCAAUGUAGCGGUUUAUGUGGAAAUUUAUAG